GAGAGAAUCGGGCAGAUACUGUGAAGUCUGAACCAGAAAGUUACACUAAACACAGUCGGCCAACCUUGUCCACGGGGGUCGGUUCCGGGGCAGGGAUUCUCAAGUCUCUCAUUUAUCCCGUCUCCGUGCGGUGGACUUUAGGACCACAGUGUUUCUGUUCACGAGAAUAAUCACCGUCACGGUUGAAAAUAAAGUGCAAGUAAUAAAGCGAUUGGAAAGAGGUGAAACGUCGUGCCCUCGAGUCCAGGCAGCACACUGGUGAACCUUCCGCCCCCUCUCCAAAGCACCCACACCCACAGGAGACCAGAACUGCACACAGUCCUCCGAGAAUGAACAGACCACAGUUUAAUACAGUUGUAAAUGACUUCCUGACUCUCAUACUCAACACCCGACCGAUGAAGCAAAGCCUUUCGGCUGACACCCUCACCGCCCUGUCCGUCACCCUGAGCUCACGUACCCGACCGAUGAAGCAAAGCCUUUCGUCUGACACCCGCACCGCCCUGUCCGUCACCCUGAGGUCACGUACCCGACCGAUGAAGCAAAGCCGUUCGUCUGACACCCUCACCGCCCUCUCCGUCACCCUGAGCUCACGUACCCGACCGAUGAAGCAAAGCCUUUCGUCUAACACCCUCACCGCCCUGUCCGUCACCCUGAGGUCACGUACCCGACCGAUGAAGCAAAGCCUUUCGUCUGACACCCUCACCGCCCUGUCCGUCACCCUGAGCUCACGUACCCGACCGAUGAAGCAAAGCCUUUCGUCUGACACCCUCACCGCCCUGUCCGUCACCCUGAGCUCACGUACCCGACCGAUGAAGCAAAGCCUUUCGUCUGACACCCUCACCUCCCUGUCCGUCACCCUGAGGUCACGUACCCGACCGAUGAAGCAAAGCCUUUCGUCUGACACCCUCACCGCCCUGUCCGUCACCCUGAGGUCACGUACCCGACCGAUGAAGCAAAGCCUUUCGUCUGACACCCGCACCGCCCUGUCCGUCACCCUGAGGUCACGUUCCCGACCGAUGAAGCAAAGCCUUUCGUCUGACACCCUCAGCGCCCUGUCCGUCACCCUGAGCUCACGUACCCGACCGAUGAAGCAAAGCCUUUCGUCUGACACCCUCACCGCCCUGUCCGUCACCCUGAGGUCACGUACCCAACCGAUGAAGCAAAGCCUUUCGUCUGACACCCUCACCGCCCUGUCCGUCACCCUGAGCUCACGUACCCGACCGAUGAAGCAAAGCCUUUCGUCUGACACCCGCACCGCCCUGUCCGUCACCCUGAGGUCACGUACCCGACCGAUGAAGCAAAGCCUUUCGUCUGACACCCUCACCGCCCUGUCCGUCACCCUGAGGUCACGUACCCGACCGAUGAAGCAAAGCCUUUCGUCUGACACCCUCACCGCCCUGUCCGUCACCCUGAGGCCACGUACCCGACCGAUGAAGCAAAGCCUUUCGUCUGACACCCUCACCGCCCUCUCCGUCACCCUGAGGUCACGUACCCGACCGAUGAAGCAAAGCCUUUCGUCUGACACCCUCACCGCCCUGUCCGUCACCCUGAGGCCACGUACCCGACCGAUGAAGCAAAGCCUUUCGUCUGACACCCUCACCGCCCUCUCCGUCACCCUGAGGUCACGUACCCGACCGAUGAAGCAAAGCCUUUCGUCUGACACCCUCACCGCCCUCUCCGUCACCCUGAGGUCACGUACCCGACCGAUGAAGCAAAGCCUUUCGUCUGACACCCUCACCGCCCUGUCCGUCACCCUGAGCUCACGUACCCGACCGAUGAAGCAAAGCCUUUCGUCUGACACCCUCACCGCCCUGUCCGUCACCCUGGGGUCACGUACCCGACCGAUGAAGCAAAGCCUUUCGUCUGACACCCUCAUCGCCCUCUCCGUCACCCUGGGGUCACGUACCCGACCGAUGAAGCAAAGCCUUUCGUCUGACACCCUCACCGCCCUGUCCGUCACCCUGAGCUCACGUACCCGACCGAUGAAGCAAAGCCUUUCGUCUGACACCCUCACCGCCCUCUCCGUCACCCUGAGCUCACGUACCCGACCGAUGAAGCAAAGCCUUUCGUCUGACACCCUCACAGCCCUGUCCAUCACCCUGAGCUCACGUACCCGACCGAUGAAGCAAAGCCUUUCGUCUGACACCCUCACCGCCCUGUCCGUCACCCUGAGCUCACGUACCCGACCGAUGAAGCAAAGCCUUUCGUCUGACACCCUCACCGCCCUGUCCGUCACCCUGAGGUCACGUACCCGACCGAUGAAGCAAAGCCUUUCGUCUGACACCCGCACCGCCCUCUCCGUCACCGAGGUCAC
Molecule: messenger RNA, 2314 nt
Organism: Hypanus sabinus (Atlantic stingray)
Lineage: Eukaryota; Metazoa; Chordata; Chondrichthyes; Myliobatiformes; Dasyatidae
Exons: 2
Source: RefSeq, a predicted model, not a curated record